Gloeophyllum trabeum ATCC 11539 is the source of this 2544-nucleotide messenger RNA. RefSeq lists its product as uncharacterized. Gene Ontology annotation, cellular component: Golgi apparatus. The transcript has 7 exons. Bases 1 to 2544 code for a protein of 847 amino acids. Lineage: Eukaryota; Fungi; Basidiomycota; Agaricomycetes; Gloeophyllales; Gloeophyllaceae. The record is from RefSeq and is a predicted model, not a curated record.
AUGUUUUCUCAGUUUCGGCAGGCUGUUGAGACAUUUGCGCCGGUGCGCCGCCCUUCUCAGGACCUAACUGACGAUGAACGCCAGCGCUCUCGUUCACUAGACCUGAGACAGGCCCUCCCUCUGCCUUCUGGACAGCUAGCGGAAUCGGCGCUGGAGAAUAUUAGAAAGUCCCUCACAUCCCAGCGUGCGGGCCCCACUGCUACUUCGCCACCUCCUGGUACCUCGCCCAGGCGUAGGCCUAAUCUGGAAGAGCGCCUGAAAGCUACAUUUACCAUCGGAGAGGCCUCCAAUGACCCCAGCCCUUCCGCCGGCUCAAGGGCCUCUACACCUGUCCCUGUUUCCAAGCACCCGCUGUCCCCAGGCUCAACUCCGCUUCCUGCCUCUCCUCCCUUAUCCCCGAGAAAUUCCAUAGACCUCCGUCCUGAGCCAGUUCCGGUCGCGCUGCCUUCUCCUUCUAUUUCUUCGUUGACCGACGGCGACAAGCCAACCUCCACUGCAGGUGGCGGCGAGGACAGGUACCCCGAAGCUGACAUCCCACUGCCCUCCGAUUCUCCAGAGUCAGACAUAUCUCCGGAAGGACCUCAAGUGUCGAACGAAAGCGUGAGCCCAGGGGCAAGCGAUGCGCCCCCUCGCGACGAUACCCCGAGUAAUACGGCAGACGCGACUCAAGACGUCUUAGAGAGCAGUUCGCCGCACAGCGUGUCUCCCUCACCAGAAGCGGUUGGGAGCGACCCAGCUACCAGUGAGGGAGACAUUGAGUCGCUCCGUGAGAGGUUGAAACUGGUGGAGCAGCGGUUCGCUGAUGUAUCUACGUCUUUCAAACGAUUACAGGCUGAGAAGCUCGCUGCUGAUCGUGUGCUGAGAGAGUUCACACCACUAGAGAGCAUGAAGGAUGCUGAGGCUCUCAAAGACUUCUUGCAAAACACAAAGUCUCAGGCGGAAGUGAGGCAUUCAUCGUUUCGUACAGGUCAAGACGAACGCCUGCAAGAGCUACGCGAGACCCACCACCUGGAGUCCGCUUCUCAAAUUGAACUCAUAGAUCAACUGCGGAAGCAGCUCUCCGAAACCGAAGCACUUCUAAAGGCUUCACAAAACUCGAGUUCAACACUGGAAGGGGAGCUCGCCAGCCGUAAGGCUGAGAUUGGCCAACUUCAGUCUGAGCUCGAGAAAGUGAAGACUUCGGUCAAGGAGGAAGAAGAGAAGCGCGUCAAGGCGGUCAGCCUGCUGAAAACCGUGCGUCAAAAGCUGGUAAAGGCGGAGAAGGACAGGGAGGAUGCGGUUCGGGAGGCGGCACAGCUGCAAGCCAGGGAGAAGGAGGAGAAAGAGAAGGCCGAGGUCGAGAAGAGGAAACUGAGGGAGGAGAUCCAGGAAGCGAACGUUGAUCACGAACGCGCCUUGACGGGUCUUAAGAUGCAAUUCGAUCGAGAAGUGUCGCUUCUCAGGGAUCGACAGGAUAAAGAGAUCACUGCGUUGAGAGGCCAAUUUGAGCUCGAAGCUGCGACAGCUAAGAGCCUUCAUGAGCAAGAGCUCUCUAGGAGGGACGCGACCAUCGCAUCUCUCGAGAAUGCAGUUCAAACUCUGCGGUCUGAGAAGGAUAACUUCUUUGAUCAGUUGCAGAUGCGGCAGGCGGAGCUAGAAUCCGUGCAGUCUCAACUCGAAGUUCUUCAGAACCAGAAUACAGAAUACCAGUACCAGUUCCGUGAGCUGGACGAACGCAUCGGCUUGCUUAACGAAGAGCUAGCCGAAGCUCGGAGGGACCAAGACACCCGCGCUAGGGGCGCUUUCACGUCAGCGGAAGAAGUAGCGCAAAUGCUCUCCGCUACAGAGGCGAAGUACGAGUCCAGGGUCGCGGAUCUGCGACGCACCAUUGCCGCCUUGGAGAAAGAGCGUGACGAGUCCGAAGCUGAUUGGAGUAGGAAAUUCAGGGAGAAGUCGAAGGAGAUGGAAGAGCUCCGGAGAGUCGUGGAUUCGUCUGCGCGGAGCAGGGAGGAGAAGGACAGUGUCCUAGAUGACCUGAAAGCAGAGACGGAUCGUCUCAGGAAAGAGAUCGCUUCGUACCAGAAGCAAAUCGCCGAUCUCCAGAAGGUUACUGAGAAGAGCAGGGAAACCGAGGACUUGGAGCGGCAACGAAUCGUAGAGUUGCAAACCCAGACUUCGGUACUGCAAAAGCAAUUGGAGGAGUUGAAGGGCCGAGAAGGGCAGCUACGGCUCAGUAACAAAACUCUGCGGGAAGAAUUACGCAAAGUCCAGUCGUCCGCUGCAUUGCUAGAGCGGCAACGAAAUCCAGGUGUUGGUUAUUGGGGCUCCCACCCAGAAGAAGGUCGUCGAUCAACGACCUCCCUAUCCGAUGCGAACGGAUCACGGCCCUCGUCUCGUGCCAGCGCUGGCCCUACGGAUGAUGAGGAAGUCAACUUGGAAUAUCUGCGAAACGUUGUGCUGCAGUUCUUGGAACAUAAAGAGAUGCGGCCUCAGCUCGUGCGAGUUCUGUCCACUAUAUUGCGAUUUACACCGCAGGAGACGCGCAGACUUGUGGCAAAGGUUUAA